Messenger RNA from Dama dama (fallow deer), 3775 nucleotides. RefSeq names its product CCAAT/enhancer-binding protein zeta-like. The coding region runs from base 1502 to 3775 and encodes 757 amino acids. The transcript has 16 exons. The record is from RefSeq and is a predicted model, not a curated record. Gene Ontology annotation, cellular component: nucleus. NCBI's taxonomy places the organism in Eukaryota, Metazoa, Chordata, Mammalia, Artiodactyla, Cervidae. Gene Ontology annotation, molecular function: monooxygenase activity; iron ion binding; oxidoreductase activity, acting on paired donors, with incorporation or reduction of molecular oxygen.
CCUGAACUGAUUCACAGGCAGCUCUGGGUAACACUGUGCUCCCCCUCCCCCCACCCUGUAUCCAGACAGCUGCCAGGUGGGGAGGAAGUAAGGAAGCUGUGGGGAUUGGCUGGCUUAGCCCGGCCCCUGGCAGCUUCCUCUAGAUCUGGGGUCAGACCCAGCCAUCCCAGGAGGAGAGCAGAAGAAGUUGUGUGGGACAAGCCAGCCCACACAGAAGGAUUCACCCUCCACCCCAUCUGAUCACAGGAUGCUGGAGCUGAGCCUGUCCUGGCUGGGACUCGGGCCGGUGGCAGCCUCCCCGUGACUGCUGCUGCUGCUGGUCAGGGCCUCCUGGAUCCUGGCCCACGUCCUGGCCUGGACCUUCACCUCCUACAACAACUCUUGCCGCCUCCGAUGUUUCCCACAGCCCCCAAAAUGUAACUGGUUCUUUGGUCACCUGAGUUUGGUUCCCCCCACGGAGCAGGGCUUGAGCAAAGUAACUCAGCUGGUGACCAACUACCCCCAGGGUUACUUGAUGUGGAUGGGCCCCAUCAUCCCCCUGGUCGUUUUCUGCCACCCUGACUGCAUCCGGACUUUCGCCAGUGCCUCAGAUUCAGAGCUCAGAGGAAGGUCUCCUGUACACACAGGGCCUGGCCAGCACCUAUGGGGAUGCAUGCUGCUGGUGGAUGGGGCCCUGGCACCCAAUCAUCUGCAUCUUCCACCGCACCUGCAUCAAGCCUGUGCUCUUUGCUCCAGCUGCCGCCGCACCCAAGGAUGUGGUCUUCUACGACUUUCUGAAGCCCUGGCUGGGGGAUGGGCUCCUCCUGAGUGCUGGUGACAAGUGGAACAGGCACCAUCACAUGCUGACUCCCGCCUUCCACUUCAACAUCCUGAAGCCCUAUAUGAAGAUUUUCACCAAGAGCACAGACAUCAUGCAUGCCAAGUGGCAGCAUCUGAUCAAAGAGGGCCACACCCAUCUGGACAUCUUUGAACACAUCAGCCUCAUGACCCUGGACAGUCUACAGAAAUGCGUCUUCAGUUACGACAGCAAUUGCCAAGAGAAGCCCAGUGACUAUAUCGCGGCCAUCUUGGAGCUCAGCGCGCUUGUGGCAAAACGAUAUCAGCAGCUCUUCCUGCACAUGGACUUCCUGUAUUACCUCAUCCCUGAUGGGCGGCUCUUCCGCAGGGCCUGCCGCCUGGUGCACGACUUCACAGAUGCCGUCAUCCAGGAGCAGCGCCACACCCUCCCCAAGGAAGGUAUUGAGGACUUCCUCAAGGAAAAGGAGAAGGCCAAGACUUUGGACUUUAUUGAUGUACUCCUGCUGACCAAGGUGUGAAUGGGGUAUUAAAGUCUCCCACGAGAGCUGAGAAACCUUUGGAGUUCUAUGCCAAGCGGCCCUGGGGCCCGGAGAACGGGCUAGAAGAUCCGGACGAAGACGAAGAGGAUGAUAACGAUGAAACCGAGGAUGCAUUCUCCCUUCAGGAAGUGUUGCGGCUCGGAGGCACCAAGCAAGAUUAUCUUAUGUUGGCUGCUUUGGAUGAGAAUGAGGAAGUUGUGGAUGGAGGCAAAAAAGGAGCAAUUGAUGAUCUUCAGCAAAGUGAAUUGGAAGCAUUUAUUCAGAAUCUUAGUUUGGCCAAGUAUGCAAAAGCUUUCCUAAUUGAAGAAGAUCAACCAGCUAAAAAAGAAGAGUCCAGCAAGAAGGAAGCAAGAGUUUCUAAAGUAGAUAGUAAAAAGCAAAAGACAGCAGAAAGUGAAAGUAAGGUGAAAAAUAAGAAGAGGCCAGAACAGCACUCUGAUGAGAACAACAGUGCCAUAACAAAAACAAAGAAAGAUAAGCAACAGGACAUCUUUGAAUUUUUUGAGAGACAGACAUUGUUACUUAAGUCUGGCGGCAAAUGGUAUGAUCUGGAGUAUAGCGAUGAAUAUUGUUUGGAACCCCAGCCUAGGGAUGUUGUGUCUAAGUGCAAAGCCUUGGCUCAGAAGCUGUAUGAACAUGAAAUCAAUUUAUUCAAAAAUAAGAUGAAUAACCAAAAGGGAGCCUCUUCUACCUGGAUGAAGGUGACUGUAUCAUCAGGGACUCUAGGUGACAGGAUGGCAGCCAUGAUUCUUCUUAUUCAGGAUGAUGCUAUUCACACACUCCAGUUUGUGGAAACUCUCGUGAACCUUGUUAAAAAGAAGGGCAGCAAACAGCAGUGCCUCAUGGCUUUGGAUACUUUCAAAGAGUUACUUAUUACAGACCUUUUGCCAGAUAAUCGAAAGCUACGGGUUUUCAGCCAGCAUCCUUUCGACAAACUAGAGCAGUUGUCCAGUGGCAACAGGGACUCCAGAGACAGAAGACUCAUAGUAUGGUAUUUUGAACACCAGCUGAAGCACUUAGUGGCUGAAUUUGUGCAAGUCUUAGAAACUUUAAGUCAUGAUUCAUUAGUAACCACCAAAACUCGAGCUCUCAUGGUGGCUCACGAGCUUCUUUGUAACAAACCUGAGGAAGAAAAGGCCUUUCUUGUGCAGGUGGUAAAUAAACUGGGAGAUCCUCAGAACAGAAUAGCCACCAAAGCCUCCCAUCUGUUGGAGACACUGCUUUGUAAACAUCCCAACAUGAAAGGAGCUGUGUGUGGUGAAGUAGAGAGACUGCUGUUCCGCUCAAAUAUCAGCGCCAAAGCCCAGUAUUAUGCAAUUUGCUUUUUAAAUCAAAUGGUCCUCUCUCAUGAAGAAAGUGAACUAGCUAACAAAUUAAUAACACUUUAUUUUUGUUUUUUUCAGACUUGCAUCAAGAAAAAAGAUAUUGAAUCAAAAAUGCUCAGUGCCCUUUUAACAGGAGUGAAUAGGGCAUACCCCUAUGCCCAGACUGGUGAUGACAAACGGAAUGAAGAUGAAGAAAGUAUAGAAGAUGUGGACGAUGAGGAAUUUGAAAAGAUGAUUGACACAUUUGAAGAUGAUAAUUGCUUCACCUCUGGAACGGAUGACCUUGAUUUCACUAGCAACAUGAAGAAGAAAGCAAAAGGAGCUAAGGAUGACUCAGAAGAUGAAGAUUCAGAAGAUGACGACCUUGAUAAUUUGGAUGAUGAUGAAGUUUCGUUAGGAAGUAUGAAUGAAGAAUUCGCCGAAAUUGAAGAAGAUGGAGGAACAUUCAUGGAUGUGUUAGAUGAUGAGAAUGAGGGCAUUCCAGAACUUGAUGAUGAAGAUGAAGAUGGGAAGGGAUUAUCAGAUGAAGACAUCCGAGCUGAAGCUGACACCUUCAUGUUUGAAGGCCAUGACACCACAGCCAGUGGCCUCUCCUGGGUCCUGUACAACCUUGCAAAACACCCAGAAUAUCAGGAGCGCUGCCGGCAGGAGGUGGACGACCUGGCUCAGUUGCCCUUCCUGACCAUGUGCAUCAAGGAUAGUCUGCGGUUGCACCCCCCAGUCACCGUCAUCUCUCGCUGCUGUACCCAGGACAUCAUGCUUCCACACAGCCGGGUCAUCCCCAAAGGUGUUAUCUGCCUCAUCAGUAUUUUCGGGACCCACCACAACCCAUCUGUGUGGCCAGACCCUGAGGUCUAUGACCCCUUCCGCUUCGAGCCAGAAAACAUCAAGGGGAGGUCACCUCUGGCUUUUAUCCCCUUCUCAGCGGGUCCCAGGAACUGCAUCGGGCAGACAUUCGCCAUGACAGAGAUGAAUGUGGUCCUGGCGCUCACGCUACUGCGCUUCCGCGUCCUGCCAGAUGAGGAGGAGCCUCGCCGGAAGCCAGAGCUGAUCCUGCGCGCGGAGGGCGGACUUUGGCUGCGGGUGGAGCAGCUGAGUGCCGAGCACCAAUGA